Messenger RNA from Funneliformis caledonium, 267 nucleotides. NCBI's taxonomy places the organism in Eukaryota, Fungi, Glomeromycota, Glomeromycetes, Glomerales, Glomeraceae. The record is from the annotation of a GenBank genome assembly.
AUGGGUAGAGAAAAAAUACACAGAUUAAUGGGCGAAGAAAAAAAAUCAUCUGUAGAAGAAUCUUUAUGUAGUUACUGUCUAUUACCCCCACAUUUGACGAUUCUUGGAGAGGUCCUUCUGUGGCCGACCAACUGCUCUGUAUUGGAAAUAUCCAUUUCAUCGUUGGUGGUUAAUGAGCUAACAGGCAGAAUUGUUGAGCGUCUAACGAGAAGUGACUGUCUUCGACUAACAGAUGGCGAUUGUCUUUGGCUAAUAGGUGGUGAUUGA